Entamoeba invadens IP1 is the source of this 1749-nucleotide messenger RNA. RefSeq lists its product as hypothetical. The record is from RefSeq and is a predicted model, not a curated record. The transcript has a single exon. NCBI's taxonomy places the organism in Eukaryota, Evosea, Mastigamoebida, Endamoebidae. Bases 1 to 1749 code for a protein of 582 amino acids.
AUGUUUAUUAAUUGUAAAAAUCUCUCAAAAGUGACACUUCCAGACAGUGUUACCAAAAUAGAUAAUUUUGCGUUUGAUCAUUGUGGAUUUGACAAAGUCUUUUUCCCAAAUAAUUUGAAGGAAUUCGGUGAACAUGUCUUUUCAGACAACAUCAAUAUCACUGAACUGAUGUGGGAUCAGAAAUUCACACGAAUUCCAGACCGUAUUGUCUAUGGGUGUGUUAACAUCUCAAGAAUAGAAAUACCAACUACUGUCACUUCAAUCGGCGAAUUUGCGUUCAAUGAAUGCAAAUCACUUGAAACGCUUGUCAUUCCAGAUUCGGUUGUUGAGUUUGGUAUGUUUGUUUGUCAAGAUUGCGAGAAAUUGAGAAGCGUCACACUUCCAGCCGGCAUCACUGCUGUUCCACAGGGUCUCUUUUCGCGUUGUGGAAAUUUGAGCGAAAUCAAAAACAUGGAGAAUGUCACAGAAGUCGGUCGAGAAGCUUUCAAAGGUACAAAGAAACUCUUUACACGUGGCAUCCCACAAAACUUGAAGAAAAUAGGCAUCAGAGCAUUUUCAGACUGUGACAUUGAAGAGUUGGUAAUACCAAACUCAGAGAUGGAUGAAGGUGCUUUUGUUCAAAACAACAAAUUAACGAAAGUUGUCAUUACAGAAGGCGUGAAAACACUUCCACAACGCUGUUUUGCUGAAUGCCCAAAUCUGAAGGUUGUUGUGAUACCAAACAGUGUUGAACUGAUUGAAUAUGAAUGUUUCAGUGGUUGUGCCAGUCUUGAAGAAAUCACCAUCCCAAAGAGUGUCAAAACAAUAGAAGGGUACUCCUUCAAUCAUUGCACUCAAUUGAGAAAGGUGGACAUUGACAAAUCGUUGGUGUGUGGAAGAGAUGUGUUUCUUGAUUGUCCAAAUCUUGUGAAAUUCAAUGUUAUUGAAAAUGUGAAUCAGUUUACUGGGACUGUUGCUGUCAUUUCCGCUACAAUUGUUGCAAUAGAAGACGGCGCAUUUGAAAACAACGACAAAUUAGAAGAAGUGGUCAUGCCAGACACCAUCAAUUAUGUGGGAGGAAAGUGCUUUAAGAACUGCACUAAAUUGAGUAAAGUUGUUCUUUCCAAAAAUGUUGAUAUUUUGAAUAACGAGGCAUUUGCUGGGUGUGUCAGUCUCAAGGAAAUUGUCCUUCCAAACAAUUUGUGCAUCAUCAAGAAAUCUGUUUUUAGUGGGUGCAAAAACCUCACCAAAAUUGUGAUUCCAGAAAACGUCGAGCUUAUUAAAAAACGCGCUUUUGAGAAUUGUGAAAAACUUGAAGUUGUUGUUUUUCCAAACAAAUUGGGACAGCUUGAAGAAUCGGUCUUUGCUAACUGCAAAAGUCUGAAAGAAGUCGUCUUCCCAGAACAACUUGGACUUGUUGGGAAUAGGUGUUUCCAAAAUUGCGAAAAACUCGAUAAACUUGUGUUAAAUGAACACAUGAAUUUGAUUGGAAAUCUUGUGUUUGGUGUUUGUGUAAGUCUCAAAGAGGUUUCAUAUUCAUAUCCAUUUGUUACAUUUAGAUGCUUUGACGGGUGUAUAAACCUCGAGAAUGUCAAAUUGGGAAAUAAAGUAUUUCAAAUAGAUAAAUGGGCUUUUAGAAAUUGCAAAGCGUUGAAAGAAAUUACUCUACCUGAAAGUUUGAAAAGUGUCAACGAGAAAAAGGCUUUUGAAGGGUGUGACAAUUUGAAAAAGGUUAUCUACCCAGAGACCUAUAAAAGGAAAACAAAGUAA